CUUGCUCCUUUGCGCCUGCAUUUACCGAUGAUUUGUUGUAGCUCUGUUCGUGUUGGUUGAGGCCGUCGGGGUCGUCCUCCUAAAUCCGGGCAGCCGUUAUCAACCGUGUGCGCAAUGGCGGCCGUUCUGUUCUAACUGAAGAUCGUUCAACGUUAAUGGGGGAGACUGCCGUCGGUGAUGAAUUGUCUGGGGCUCAUUCAUCGCGACAGGGCCGUCGUGAUGCUCGCCGUCCGCCGCGUUCUACGUGCGUUGGCACCAACGGCUGCAAGUACCCUGCGACCCCAAGGUGUCGUGCUAGCGACCGGGUUCGGAGCGCUCGGAUCAAAGGUCGCCGAGCACUGGUACAAGGUCUACAAGAUCGACAAGCAGGGGGCCAACCUCACUCUCAUGUAGGAAGCAGAAAGGGGUGCCCAGUUUGUGCUCGCUACCGAAGGAGCUCCAUGUUGAAGAAGAUUGAAGACACUUGUAGAGCUACAGGGUUAACACCAGGGCAGCUUGUAGAGCUUGUAGAGCUUGUAUAUGUAUAGAGCUUGUAAAUGUAUCACGUGUAGAGCUUGUAGAGCUUGUAUAUGUUAGAGCUUAUUAUGUGUAGAGCUUGUAAAGUAUAUGUUAUUUGUACAAUAGGAGCUCUGUACUGAAUCUGGCUGAUAAU
Messenger RNA from Triticum aestivum (bread wheat), 652 nucleotides. RefSeq lists its product as uncharacterized. The record is from RefSeq and is a predicted model, not a curated record. The transcript is spliced from 4 exons. Lineage: Eukaryota; Viridiplantae; Streptophyta; Magnoliopsida; Poales; Poaceae. Bases 156 to 527 code for a protein of 123 amino acids.